Messenger RNA from Phalaenopsis equestris, 1680 nucleotides. RefSeq names its product kinesin-like protein KIN-14K. The annotation marks the transcript as partial. The transcript is spliced from 10 exons. Gene Ontology annotation, molecular function: ATP binding; microtubule binding; microtubule motor activity. The record is from RefSeq and is a predicted model, not a curated record. Gene Ontology annotation, biological process: microtubule-based movement. NCBI's taxonomy places the organism in Eukaryota, Viridiplantae, Streptophyta, Magnoliopsida, Asparagales, Orchidaceae.
GAAAAUAUCAUGCUUCAGGGAGAGAAGACCAAAAUGGAGGCGAGUAAGAAGCACGAGGAGCAGUAUGCAUUGAAGUUGAUGAAAGAGAAGGAAGAUAAUUAUAAAGUGAUUAUGGAGCUUAAGCAAGAUUUGGAAAGAGAAAAAAAACAGUAUGAACAACGUUGCCAACGACUAGAAAUUGAAGCAAAGCAAAAUGAAGCAAGAUUGCAAGAAAGAAUAAGGGAGGUUGAACUCUUGCUAUCCGCAUCAACUAAGAGGAUAAAUGAACUCGAGGCAUUCUCUGAAUCAAAGUUCCAGAGUUGGAAUCAUAAGGAGAAUGCGUUACACAAUUUUCUUUCUUCUCAAAUACAGUCAGUAAAGAGCUUGAGAAUGUCCUCAGAAUUCAUCAAGGUGGAAGUUGUAAACUCUCAAAGUCAAUGGAGGGAAGAAAUAAGUAACAUGGGGGCUAGACUUAAAGUUUUAGCCGAUGCUGCUGAAAAUUAUCAUACAGUUCUUGCAGAAAAUAGAAAGUUAUACAAUGAAGUUCAAGAACUAAAAGGAAAUAUUAGAGUAUAUUGUCGGAUAAGACCAUUCUUACGUGGGCAAAAUUCAAGGCUAACAACGAUUGAUUACAUUGGUGAGAAUGGUGAACUUGCUCUCUUGAACCCUUCCAGGCAAGGAAAAGAUGGCCAUCGGUUGUUCAAGUUCAACAAGAUCUUUGGCCCAACUGCUACUCAAGCGCAAGUUUUCUUGGAUAUUCAACCAUUGAUUCGAUCGGUUCUUGAUGGAUUCAAUGUGUGCAUCUUUGCAUAUGGUCAAACUGGUUCUGGUAAAACCUUCACAAUGAGCGGACCAAACUUGUCCUCAAAGGAAGAUUGGGGGGUCAAUUACCGAGCUUUGAGUGAUCUAUUUCAUAUGUCCCAAGUAAGAAGAAACGCCUUCACGUAUGAAGUAGGCGUUCAGAUGGUUGAAAUCUAUAAUGAGCAAGUUCGUGAUCUGCUUUCCAAUAGUGGCUCACAGAAACGACUUGGGAUCUGGAGUAUUUCACAACCACAGGGUCUAGUUGUUCCUGAUGCAAGCAUGUUUGCAGUCAAAUCAACCUCAGAUGUCUUGGAGCUGAUGCAAUUUGGGCAAACAAACAGGGCUGUUGGUUCAACUGCUUUAAAUGAAAGAAGUAGUCGAUCCCACAGCAUUCUAACCGUUCAUGUACGAGGUGUAGAUUUGAAGACUGGCUCCACUUCAAGGGGUUGUCUACAUUUAAUAGAUCUGGCUGGAAGUGAGAGAGUUGAGCGCUCUAAAGCAACAGGGGAUAGACUCAAAGAAGCACAACACAUCAACAAGUCUCUUUCUGCCCUCGGUGAUGUCAUAUUUGCACUGUCUCAGAAAAGCGCUCAUGUACCAUAUAGAAACAGCAAACUUACCCAAGUCCUUCAGAGUUCAUUAGGUGGGCAAGCAAAGGCCCUUAUGUUUGUACAGGUUAAUCCGGAUCUAGAAUCAUUCUCGGAGACACUAAGUACCUUAAUGUUUGCUGAAAGAGUAUCUGGGGUGGAGUUGGGUGCUGCAAAAAGCAAUAAAGAGGGAAAAGAUAUUAAAGAAUUGAUUGAACAGGGGUGGGAGGGGAAUAACCCUCGUGUCAUUCUCCCGGGGUUGGGAGAGCUUCGACCUCAUUCGUCGAAACUUCUGGGUGCACAUUGCUGGUAA